Messenger RNA from Hydra vulgaris (swiftwater hydra), 1559 nucleotides. The record is from RefSeq and is a predicted model, not a curated record. NCBI's taxonomy places the organism in Eukaryota, Metazoa, Cnidaria, Hydrozoa, Anthoathecata, Hydridae.
GCUAGAGGUAAAAGAACAACAUAUUAAUGAAAUGAAGAAAUAUCUUGAUGAACUUAAGCUUCAAAACGAACACCAAAAACAAAAAAAUUUAUUACUAACAAAAGAGCAGAACGUACGCAUUCAGGAAGUAGUGAACCAAGCUCUUAAAAUUUCCAAAGAAGAAGAUGCAAUUGAUCAUAUAUCAUUUUCAAAAGUUGAGGAAGCUCUUGCUGAUAAAUUCAAUGCUAUCCAAAUUAGCAUGAAUGAUUUAGAAGAAAUGCGUGGAGAAAUUGUGAAAAUUGAAAAAAUGACAAAGGAGUUUACAAAUGAUCUUGAACAGUUAAAAAACUAUCAGGCAUAUGGAAAAUUUAAGGAUCAAGCACGCAUUGAUGAUUUGCUCCAGGAAAUAGAAGAUAUGGAAGCAUCAUAUAAAGAAAUUGAAAAUUUUUUCCAACGAAGCUUUUCUUCAUACAAAAACGUUGUUAUGAAGCAAAAUGAUGAAAGUUUAACACAACACAAAAAACUGGCUUCAGAACGAGUGUUCAGUGAUUUAGAAAAACACGAUGAGUUGGAAUUUCUUGAUAAUAAAUGGCUUUUAAAAGAGGUUGGUAUUCAUCAUCAGCAUGUCAUCAAUGUAACUAAAGAUCUAGAAUCAUUAGAAAGAACUAAUAUUGAGCUAAUAUCUAGUUUGUUUGAUCAAAACAACUAUGAAAAUUGGAAUGUUGGUCAAGAUAUCAAGGAAAUACAAAAUAAUAAUGACCUUUUAUUGAGUGAAGAAAUAAGUGGUGAAGUAGUAGAAUUCAAUUUAAAUCAGCUCGAUAAUUCGCCGCUCGAUCCCUCUUUAUAUGUGUUAGGAACAAAGUUGGCUUUACAUGGAUUGCAAAUUGAUAAUGAAAGCGUUUUUGGGGAAAAUAACCAUUCUUCAAGGUUUAAAUAAAAUUUUAAAGCAAAUAAUGGGUUCGAAACGGUUUACUGUAAAAAUAAAUACUAACAUUUUUUAUGUACAUUAAUGUACAUAUAUUUUAACAUAAAAGUUUUUUAAAGAGUAUAUUUAUUAUAUUAUUUGUUUAUUUAAAUGUAUUAUAUCUAUUAUAAUAAAAUAUAUUAUAUAUAUUUAAAUGUAUAUAUAGCCUGUACAUCAAUGUUUAGUUUGCAUGUACAUAAGUUUCUUAUUUAUGUUGUUUCAUUAUAUUUCAUAAAUAUCUCAGUAUUUUAUACAGAUUUGUUGAAGGCUAUUUGAAAUUUUUAUUAAUAUAUAAAAAAAAAUAGAAGUAUUUUCGUUAUUAAAAUCGGAGGUUUUUCAGUGCAAUAUAUUUAGCUGUUUUUUUUACAUUAAAAAAUAUAGAUUACAUUUUACAUUAAAAAAAUAUAGAUUUAAAAUAUUCUAUCCUGCAUGUUAGUACCAAAUUAGUAGACGGUUUUGGCAAAAAAAGAAAAAAGUAAAAUGCUUUUGAUGCCGCAAAUAUAGACUUUUAAUAAAAUAAAUACUUGAUUGUUACCAAAACAUAUUAUUGAAAUGUAUUUGUAUGUAAUAUAUGUUAAAAUGUAUUUGCUAAUAAGAAAUAAAUUUACAAUCCUAA